Molecule: messenger RNA, 1477 nt
Organism: Osmerus eperlanus (European smelt)
Lineage: Eukaryota; Metazoa; Chordata; Actinopteri; Osmeriformes; Osmeridae
Gene: hpdl
Product: 4-hydroxyphenylpyruvate dioxygenase-like
Exons: 5
Coding region: 23-1378 (451 amino acids)
Biological process (GO): aromatic amino acid metabolic process
Molecular function (GO): 4-hydroxyphenylpyruvate dioxygenase activity
Source: RefSeq, a predicted model, not a curated record
UCCAUCUGACGUCACCGACAAAAUGGCAGCCUACUUGAGUCGGUUGCACCACAUUUCACUCCAUGUUACAAGCGUGGAUAAAUUAGCUUAUGAUCUAGUUUCUAAAUUUAAAUUUAAUUUAUUUGCAGCGAGACUAACUGACAAAUCAAGACAGCUCGCUUUCAGGAAAGGAGCGGCGGUUUUCGUAGUAAACGAGAGAUCGAAUCAGAUACUUCACACAUUGAAUGAAGGAGCGUCUCCCACGACAAGCAAUUCUUCUUCACGCAAAAUAUGGAACGACGCGAUAAAGCACAAAAGAAAAAACAUUGAUGACAAGUGUCUUUAUGAUGUGCAUCCUCAGUACACCGUGGAUACCGCAUGCAAUGUGUGCUUCGAAGUCGAGGAUGUGGAAAGGUCAUUCAAUUCUCUUCGCGAUCAAGGUUGUGAGUUUCUGGUGCCCCCCACUGUGGUGCAUGACGAGAGAGGACUUGUCACGUUCUCGGUUGUAAAGUCGAUCGUGGGAAAUGUGUGCCAUACGCUCAUUGACAGGACUAAAUACGAAGGGAUCUUUUUGCCCGGGUUCCAUGACGUCGAUAAUGUGAUCAGUAGUGACUUGGACCAAAUUUCAGAUUGUCCGAUUACCCAUUUUGAUCAUAUAACGUAUGCAUGCCCAAGAAAAAGUACAGUCGAAGUUAUGCGGUGGUAUGAGAGGCACUUCGGUUUUCAAAGAUUCUUAAUCGAUAGUGAAGAGGAUGUUGAUGAGGGUUAUGUGCUCAAUCAGGAUGGCAUCGGACUACGUCUUACUGCAAUGGAGUUUUGGAAAUGCAGUGAAGAAGGAAUUCAGCUUCCUUUCAAGGAUGUGACAGAACCCGAUUGCAAGUUUGUAAUUGCAGAGUCUCUACCUGAACAAAGUAGCAACCAGGUGGAUACCUUCUUGGAGCAACACAAAGGUCCAGGCAUCCAGCACAUUGGUCUGUACACACAAGACAUUGUCUCCACUACGCAGACAAUGGCCACAGCUGGCGUGCAUUUCUUCUCCCCUCCUCCUGCUUACUACACUGAGUUGGGCAAACAGCAGGAGAUGGAGGAUGCAGGUUACGACCCCCAGAUGCUGUCCCAGCAUGGGAUCCUCCUGGACACAGACCUGCGCCAAGACUCCUCCCCCUCUCACACAACAACUAAUCAAAACAAACGGUACCUUCUCCAGGUUUUUACAAAGCCAAUAUUUGCAGAGGAUACCUUCUUCCUUGAGCUGAUAGAGAGAAGAGGGGCAUCUGGAUUUGGGGAGGGUAACAUUCGGGCUUUGUGGAGGUCAGUGCAGGCCUAUAUGGAGAAUGAGAGUGCAAUGCCACAAAGACAAAACACUCAUGACAUCACUGUGCAAACUGGUCAACAUUGACAGCAAUUUGAUUCUAAAUAUGAGAAAUGUAUAAAGCACUUUAAAAAACGUACAUGUACUGUAAAUGUGUUAAAUUAUAAUCUGAUGAUACGAAUAUAU